CCUCUUUUUAACCGAAGCGGACUAGACUAACGAAACGUUAGACUAGACAUGUUAGACAUGCAUGACAUGACAGAUGGACCGCGAACGUGAGAAAUUUCAGCUUCGUUUCAGCUUCUCCCAGCGGGCAGCCCCAGCACCAAGCCUAGGAAAAUUGGGAUGUAGCAAUUGUUGCCUAUAUGUAUAUCUAGAGGUACUUAAAGCCCAUUUUUAGGAAGGAAAAUUGGGGUCGAAAGAUUGGCCGAAGUUUCAUCAGUUGCUCUGACUAAGUCUGAGUCUGACUUUGCACAACUAGAUUUAGUUUAGGCCAAGCAGCCCUGUUCCUUGAAAUGGCUAACUGUGAGCAGCUAUCCAGCGAAACUGCCGAGGAGUUUUUGGCAAGCAUGGAGAAGAAUCUUGUGGGUGGAAUGGUAGGCCUUGGGGUUGCCAUGGGGAUGGAGACAGGGCUCUUUGAUGUCAUGAUCUCGCUGGGAGGAGAACCUAAGACCAGCCAGGAGAUUGCAGAUGCUGGCAACUUCAAAGAAAGAUAUGUCAGGGAGUGGUUAGGAUGCAUGACCUCUGCCCGAGUCGUCAACUUUGACCCCAAGGAGGAGAAGUACUGGCUGCCUGCACAUCGAUCAAACAUCACGGAGCUGAAGGGCCUUGCUAUGAGCGCACCUAUUCUUUGUGGGGGCUUCCUUCAGGUGGCAGAAUGUUUCAAAAGAAAUGGCCCCCCAGGAGUUUCAAACAGUCAAUAUCCCAAAUUUGAUGAGUUGAUGGAGUUGACUCAAGGGCCAUGGUUCCACAACAAGUUCCUUCAGGAGUUCAUUCCCUCUAUGCCUCAGAUACAGAAACAACUCAACGAUGGAAUCGAAGUUCUGGAUGCUGGCUGCGGUACAGGGCUUUCCACGCGAAUCAUAGCCGGUCACUUUCCCAAGAGUCGGUUUUCUGGCAUUGACCUCUCCAAGCCUGGGAUUCUCGAGGCGAGGGAAAUGGCGACCAAGAAGGGCCUCAGCAACGUGGAAUUCCUUGCAAGCGACAUAACCCAACUGCCAAGCGACUGGACCGCCAAGUUUGACUACGUAUUCAUAAGUUUCGUCCUCCACGACUUGACCUACCCUGACAAGGCACUCCGUGAGAUGCACAGGGUGCUCAAGUCCGGAGGCACCCUAUCCAUCAUCGAGGUCAACAGCCACUCCAAACUCCAAGACAACCUGGCAUUCGAGGAUCAGGACAGGAUCUGCGUGGAUUUCACCUACAGUCUCUUCAACUGUCUCCCCACAUCUCUGGUAGAUAAAGAUGGGGCGGGGCUAGGAGCAUUCAUGGGGAGGGAGGUGGGUAAAAAGAUGCUAGAAACCGCCAACUUUGAAGUGAUUUCCAUUACUGAAAUAGCCACAGAAUCCAUGCAUUUGAUGUGCAAGAAACCGUGAAUUUUCAUUUUGUACUUUCAUCUUUUGAAAAGUAAAUUUAAACAUGCAUCCAUGAAAAUCAAAUCCAGCCGUUUAUCCAACCAAAGAUGAUACUCGUGCUAAAUCGUAACUGCUUCACCAAAUUUAAGUUGCUUUUCUGAAAGUAAUAGUUUCAGACUCAGAACAUUUAAAGGUGACAUACAACAUUUGCAAACAUCAAAAAAUAAAACUACCAAAUUAUUGUGAAAUACCUUACUUGACUGUAAGUGA
Molecule: messenger RNA, 1655 nt
Organism: Patiria miniata (bat star)
Lineage: Eukaryota; Metazoa; Echinodermata; Asteroidea; Valvatida; Asterinidae
Product: ubiquinone/menaquinone biosynthesis C-methyltransferase UbiE-like
Exons: 4
Coding region: 327-1406 (359 amino acids)
Source: RefSeq, a predicted model, not a curated record